Fusarium verticillioides 7600 is the source of this 2565-nucleotide messenger RNA. RefSeq lists its product as hypothetical. Gene Ontology annotation, cellular component: cytoplasm. Gene Ontology annotation, molecular function: protein binding. The transcript has 5 exons. NCBI's taxonomy places the organism in Eukaryota, Fungi, Ascomycota, Sordariomycetes, Hypocreales, Nectriaceae. The record is from RefSeq and is a predicted model, not a curated record. The coding region runs from base 283 to 2307 and encodes 674 amino acids.
CUUCCGGGCUUCCCAACACCAUUUUACCUUUCAUCUGUGUUGCCUUUUAACUUUUAUCUUUCAGCCGUUUUCUCGAACAAAAAGGGUAGGCCUCUCUCACAGGCUUGCUCUUCCUUCCUUCAUCAACUCUCACAAACUCUUUCGAGUCUGCAUUUGGCCUACUGACAUCCAUUCACAGGAGUGGGUCCAUGAGACAGUGUGCACCGCACACCAAGAGCAUCACCAAACGCUAUCAUCUUCAUCCAAGAGCUCGUAAUUUGUCCUUAUCAACAAGCCAUCAAAAUGGCGGUACCCGAGUACCGUGACGAAGUUUCCAUCACACUCUCGAUAACCGACCCCCCGCCCAGCUUCUCAUUUCCAACUCGUCGCAUCUUUCUCAGCAAGAAGAAUCCGACCAUCGAAAUCGGCCGAACUUCUAGAAGAAAUGGAGCUUUUGAAGCUGCCAAGAGCAAUGCUUGGUUCGAUUCACCAGUCAUGUCUCGAAAGCAUGCACUCUUCACCCUUGACGCCGACAAACAGAAACUUUAUGUCAAGGACACGGGUUCUCUCCAUGGAACCUAUAAAAACGACGUCCGCCUCGAGACGAAUGUGAACCAUGAAGUGAUCAGUGGUGACAAGCUCAAGUUUGGUGCUCUCAUUGAACGACCCCAGGACAAACACUACCCUUGCGCUAUGCUAGUUCGUCAGACAUACGGCUCCAUCAACCCCGAACUGCGCGGCAAUAGCUUCCGCGUUCCUGAGGAUAGCGACAUCGAAUCUCUGAUCAGUGACGAAGACCAAGUGAACAAUAGCUACGAGAUGUUGCGCACCAACAAGUUUGUCCCUGGUAGAGUGACUGCUUCAUCGUUUGGUCAUGGUCCAAUCGACUUGACAAUGGAUGAUCAAUAUCCUCUUUCCAAUGUUAGGAACGGAACUGAGGUUUUUGUCAACUGUCCUCAUAUUCAAGAGAUACCUCUCCCCAAGCUGCCAGAACCUGUUUCUGUCUUGGGCCACGAGUUCUCUGACCUUGAGGAAGAGCAUGAAGAAGCGGAAAACGACUUGUCACCAAACUCGAUGGACACAGACGACUCUUAUGGUGGCAUUUCUGAAGAUUGCCAGAGCGUCGACUAUGCAAUGUCAUCCGUUGCAGAGGACUCUAUUGUCGAUGAAGAAGAAGACUUUGCAGAGCAUGACGAGUUUGAAGAAGAGCAAGUCCACACUCAGGAACCUGCCCCGAAAGCCAACGGUCAUAUUGAAGAGGCUGCUGACAUGGUAUCUGUAAUGAGUGAGAACCCCGAAAAGACCCCUGCGCAGCCCUUGGUCAACCCUUCGAGCACCCAGACCCCGGAUGCUUCUCAAAAACUUGAUAGUGCCAAACUCACCCAGUUGGACAAAAGCCACUAUACAUGGAAAUCAGACCUUGCUCCAAUGAUGUCGAUCAAUGGCACGUCGUCCUUGAAGCUUCCCCCAAUUUCAGAAGCAGUCUUCGACAAAUAUAACCACGAGACGAUCACACACUCUACCGCUGAGGUUGUCGGCAGAAAGCAUGGGAAGUACGAGUUCUUUGCUGCUAGAGAAGCCAACGCUCUAGCUGCCCUCGCAAAACCCCGAGCUCGACUCAUAAGCCCCGUCCAUCAGGCACAAGUUCAGGAACACUAUCUCUUGCGGGCAGGGAUGGAAAACAAAGUCCUCGGGCACCCAGAAGAUCAACUCCAGUCGCCCGCAGAUGAAACCCAACCUCGCGCUUCCGAUUUGAUAUCUUCUGGUCUGAAAUAUCUGGCAACGCCCCCUGAGCACAUCGAUACCACCGUACCAUCUGUGGAGCAAGGGUUGGACGACUCAUCCGCCUGGGCUUUCCAAGAGAGCAAGAAGUCAUCUGGUAUCGAAGUCACAACCGAGACAACUGAGAAGGUAGUGGCCCAAGAGAAUGAUACCGAUGUUGUCGAAGACGGUGAUGCCCAGCCCGCUGAAGCCUUGGAGGCUGCUGAACUGGCCAAACCAGUCGAAGCCGUGGAGCCAGCGAAACCGGUCGGAGCCGUGGCAGCUGAACCUGUGAAGACUCCAGUGCCAGAAUCCACUGCAACCAAGAGAAAGGCCGACGAAAUUUCUCAGCUUACCGCUGAAGAAGAACAAAUGUCUGACGACCGGCAAUCUCGUCCACAGGUGCACUGCCGAGAGGUGCAACCAAGUGCAAGGCCUCGCCACAUUGCAGCCUUGGGAAACCCACCAAGCAAACGUCUUCGUCGUAUGGCAGAAGCAGUUGGGUAUGUCGCCCUUGGAGGAGCUGCUGUCAUGUCGGUGCUUAUUGCUACGGCGCCUGCCCUGUAAUUUACAGACAGUACACGCCAGUGACUUAUGGAACUUUAUUGGAGUUUGAGAUCCGGAAUCAAGGACAGGGAGUCGGUUGUUUACUUUAGUCUAUCUUUUGCUUUUCCACUUGCUGGUUUGAGGAACCAAAGGCAUGUCAGGGGGUAUUUUAGUCGUAUUCAUAUGAAUCUACAAGUUUCCUUCCACAACUAGCAAGCAGACCGUCUCGUGUGAAGUACGAUAAAUGUCAUCCAUCAGAAAUGUAUUAAACUUGAUCCC